AGGCAUGAGGGGAGAUCGCAUCAACGAUCCUUGAACAUUAGCUCUGAUGAGAGCGCGGACAGCAGCUCUGAUGAAGCUCUGGACACGAGCUCUGAUGAACCCGCGUACACCAGCUCUGAUGAAGGUGUGGACACGAGCUCUGAUGAACGGGCGUACAACAGCUCUGAUGAUGGCGUGGACACAAGCUCUGAUGAAGGCAUGUGCUACCGUAUGAAGAAAAAGAAGGUUCAGAAGACAUGCAAGGAUGUGUGUGACUGCCCUAGAGAGUACUCAGUUGGAUAUGAUCCUAAUUCUAAAGCCGACUGGAUGUAUUCAAAGAAAUUUAUGAUGUCAAAGUGUGCUCGAAAGCGUCUUAGCUGCUAUGUUCGUUCUGUUAAGCCUGCUAUUAGGCACUAUGUGUGUGAGAUGAACAAGACUUUUACCAAAGCUGGGCAGAGAAUGUACUUCUCUACUUUGUUCACUGAGAAGCACCUCAUGAAGUUUCUCUCCAGUCCGGUUGACCGAAUGCGGAUUAAGCUUUCAUCUGGGCGUUGUUUAACCUAUGUUCGACUGAUAAAAGGGGUUGACAAGAGGGUUGCUAUAACACAUAACUGGAGCCGCUUUGCGGAAAGAGCGAAGCUAAAAGAACGGGAAAUCUGUGUCUUUUCUCUCCGACAUUGCAAGGAGGUGCCAGAGUUCACUGUGCACAAAAUCUGAAGAGGUUUCUGUGAUGCAGUUUGGAAGUAGGAAGAUGGGAAGGUGUUCUGCAAGGACAUGUAGAUAUGUUCUCUAGUAUGAUGGUAUGCCUAUGUUUAGUAAUGUUCAGUCGUUUGAUAGACUAUGGUCGGGUUUGUUGGGCCAAGGGAACCAGGAUGCUUUUCUUUUGGCAGUAAUGUAUCCUCUAUGCUAUCUAUGUAAUGUAAUGAUGAUGAAGACUCUAAACUAUUAGUGAGCUAUAUGCGUUUUCCUAACAUUGUAGUUCUGUUU
Messenger RNA from Triticum dicoccoides, 966 nucleotides. Its product is annotated as B3 domain-containing protein Os03g0164300-like. The coding region runs from base 199 to 696 and encodes 165 amino acids. The record is from RefSeq and is a predicted model, not a curated record. Lineage: Eukaryota; Viridiplantae; Streptophyta; Magnoliopsida; Poales; Poaceae. The transcript has 5 exons.